UCAAAAGCGGUAGUGGAACAUGCGAAGUUUGCUUGGAGCUCGUCAGCAUUUCACCCGAUCGUCAAUUACGUUCACUACUUCUCAAUCUCAUUCAACAAAUCUUGGUUAUUGUCGCUUCCCUCUUCGUAACAGCUCCCGUGAUCUUCUCUCUCUCCGGACCUUUGCGACCAUAUCUACCGCCGACGAAUUCGUGAAGGGAUCCGUUCUACCGAAUGGACUUGCCGUCAUUACUCUCGAUCGGCCUAAGGCUCUCAACGCCAUGAACCUUGAUAUGGACAUCAAGUAUAAAAGUUAUCUUGAUGAAUGGGAAGCAGAUCCAAAGGUCAAAUGUGUUCUAGUUGAAAGCAGUUCCCCUCGAGCCUUUUCAGCAGGAAUGGAUAUAAAGGCGGUUGUUGCUGAGAUUCAAAGGGAAAAAUCGGGUGAUGUGAAGCAGAUAACGACCAAACUCCAUUUAUCAAACAUGAUUGAGGUAUUCACAGCAGAAUAUUCUUUGAUAUGUAAAAUCUCUGGGUACAAAAAGCCAUAUAUAAGCUUCAUGGAUGGAAUAACAAUGGGCUUUGGAAUUGGCCUAUCUGGACAUGGUCGGUACCGGCUAAUAACUGAGAGGACUGUCCUUGCAAUGCCAGAAAAUAGUAUUGGCUUGUUUCCAGAUGUUGGUUUUGCUCACAUAGCAGCACAAACUCCAGGAGAUGGAUCUAUUGGUGCUUAUCUUGCGUUGACUGCAACGAGAAUUUCUACACCAGCUGAUGCCCUAUACUUAGGUCUUGGCACUCAUUAUGUACCGUCUGGAAACUUGGCUUUGGUGAAGGAGGCUCUCUUGGCAGAAACAUUUUCACAAGAUCCCCAUCAGGAUGUGAGAGCCAUUUUGGGCAAGUAUAGCAGCGAUCCUGAUUCAGAGCCCAUAUUGAAGGCAAUUUUACCACAGAUAACUUCAUGCUUUGCUGCAAAUAGAUCUGUUAAUGAGAUAGUGGAAGAUCUCAAGAGACAUCAGCAAAGUAGUGAUAUUGCAACCUCCGAAUUUGCAAAAGAUGCUCUUGCUGGUAUUUUUAAAGGGGCUCCAUUUUCACUUUCCCUGACACAGAGACAUUUCUCUAAGGUUGCAUCUGCUCAUGGCAAGAAUGAAAAUGAACUUUCAAAUUUAACUGGUGUCAUGAAAAUUGAGUACCGCAUUGCUUUAAGGUCGUCUCUGCGAAGCGAUUUUGCUGAAGGUGUUAGGGCAGUAUUGGUGGACAAGGAUCAGAAUCCCAAAUGGAACCCACCAAGCCUCGACGAAGUCCACCUGGCUGAAGUCGAAGCAGUCUUUGAACCGUUGGGUGCAGAGGUUGAAGAACUCAUUGUUUGAUAUUAUUUUGAGUAACACCAUUCUCUUAUAGUGAACUUAUAUAGACAAUGCUUGUAUUAUUAGAAAAAAAAAAGUUAGAUUAUUUUGAAAUAACCCGAUCAAACAAGGCAUCGCGUUGGAUUAACUAAGUGUUCAGAAUUGUUUCUUUUAGAGU
Molecule: messenger RNA, 1496 nt
Organism: Impatiens glandulifera
Lineage: Eukaryota; Viridiplantae; Streptophyta; Magnoliopsida; Ericales; Balsaminaceae
Product: 3-hydroxyisobutyryl-CoA hydrolase-like protein 3, mitochondrial
Exons: 11
Coding region: 20-1342 (440 amino acids)
Biological process (GO): L-valine catabolic process
Cellular component (GO): cytosol
Molecular function (GO): 3-hydroxyisobutyryl-CoA hydrolase activity
Source: RefSeq, a predicted model, not a curated record